This is a messenger RNA of Camellia sinensis, 3239 nucleotides long. RefSeq lists its product as uncharacterized. Gene Ontology annotation, cellular component: plasma membrane; intracellular membrane-bounded organelle. Gene Ontology annotation, biological process: magnesium ion transport. Gene Ontology annotation, molecular function: ATP binding; ATP hydrolysis activity; P-type magnesium transporter activity. The record is from RefSeq and is a predicted model, not a curated record. Lineage: Eukaryota; Viridiplantae; Streptophyta; Magnoliopsida; Ericales; Theaceae.
ACUUGGUAGUUGAGACUUGGAGAAACUAACGACUUUGGGGAACUUUCAGAGAGAGAGAGAGAGUUAAUUAAAGUGAUUAUCAUAUGAUUGUCUCUCUCUGUACCUUCUUUUUAUAACUUCAACCCCCAACUAUGCCUUCUCUGUGUCUCUUUUAUUUUCAUGUGUUUCUCAUUCAUUAUCUGUCUUCAACAAACCCAAAGGUGUCAUGAGAAUUCCAAACAUUUUCAAAGCAAAUAACACCCUCCGCCCAGAAUCUUCGAACCCAGUUCGUGAAAAUCUCGUUCACAAACCCAACCCUAAACACAAUGGAUUCAAACCUUCUGUGUUUCGUCUUUUGCGGCGACUCAUGUCUGGAAAUAAGAUUGAUGGGGGGUCGCGGACGGAAGAAGAAGACAAGGUGUACUCUUGGUUAUACGCCUUGGCCCAAUCGGAAAAAGACAUGGUGUUUGAAUAUGUACGAUCAACUGAAAGAGGUUUGAGCUUCACUGAAGCUGAGAGGAGAUUGAAGGAAAAUGGCCCAAAUAUUCCUCUAGAAUAUACUUUUCCAAGCUGGUGGCAUCUUCUGUGGAGUGCCUUUUUUCACCCUUUCAAUAUUAUUUUGAUUGUUUUGUCAGCCCUCUCGUACUUAGCUAGUGACAGUCCCAAUGGAUGCAUCAUGCUCGUAUUGGUCUUCAUAAGCGUCUCCCUCCGGUUUUACCAGGAGUAUGGGAGUUCAAAAGCAGCAAUGAAGCUCUCAGAAUUUGUUCGAUGCCCAGUUAAAGUUCAAAGGUGUGCAGGCAGAGUUGUUCAGACUGAAUUAUUGGUUCAAGUUGACCAAAGAGAUGUUGUUCCUGGUGACAUUGUAAUUUUUGAACCUGGCGACCUUUUUCCUGGUGAUGUGAGGCUACUAACUUCAAAACACUUAGUUAUAAGUCAGUCAUCCUUGACAGGGGAGUUUGGAACAACUGAGAAAACAGCUGAUAUAAUAGAAGAUCAGAGCACACCUUUGCUAGAUUUGAAGAAUAUAUGCUUAAUGUGUGCUCACUUGGUAGUACCUAUUGCGUGCAAGCCCGGGACACGCACCCUGUCUAUCCUUGGAACUCCGACUUUGAUACCAUGUUGGCUGUACAUCAUAAUGUCUUAUCUUACGGGAACGAGUGUAAUAUCAGGUAGCGGAACUGGUCUAGUUGUUUCCACUGGAUCCAAGACUUAUAUGAGUACCAUGUUUUCAAAUAUAGGGAAGCAGAAGCCACCAGAUGACUUUGAGAAAGGCAUUCGGUGUAUAUCUUAUGUGCUUGUCAUUCUUAUGCUCAUAAUAGUUAUUAUUAUAGUCCUAGUUGAUUACUUCACAUCGCUUGAUUUGAGCGAGAGUAUUCUUUUUGGGAUCUCAGUUGCUAGUGCACUCACUCCUCAGAUGCUUCCCCUGAUUGUAAACACUAGUCUUGCAAAGGGAGCACUUGCUAUGGCCAAAGACAGGUGUAUUGUCAAAAGCUUAACUGCCAUACGAGACAUGGGAUCCAUGGAUAUCCUAUGUAUUGACAAGACUGGCACACUUACUGAGAACUGUGCAAUCAUGAUUAAUCAUUUUGAUAGUUGGGGCUCAUCCGAGGAAAAGGUUCUGCGUUUUGGUUUCCUUAAUGCUUACUUCAAGACUGAACAGAAAUAUCCUUUGGAUGAUGCAAUUUUGGCAUAUGUAUACACAAAUGGAUACAGAUUUCAGCCAUCCAAGUGGACAAAGAUAGAUGAGAUUCCUUUUGAUUUUACACGAAGAAGAGUAUCUGUCAUCUUAGAAAUGGAAUUGAAUGCCAAAGACAAGAGCAACAGAAUUGUGAUAACCAAAGGUGCACUAGAAGAAGUAAUAAAAAUAUGUUCUUUUAUUGAGCAUAUUGAUAGUGGUGAAAUUGCAAGGUUCUCUGUCGAAGACCAUCAGAGGAUUCUAAAUAUAGGAGAAGAAUUAAGCAAUGAUGGAUUGCGGAUUAUAGGAGUCGCAAUGAAAAGAAUAGCAACGCAAACAGGUAACAGAAAUGUUGCUUAUGACGACAGUGUUGAAUGUGAAAUGGUGUUCCUUGGUCUUAUAUCUUUCUUCGAUCCACCAAAGGAAUCUGCUAAGCAAGCACUGUGGCAGUUGGCGGAAAAGGGAGUAAAAGCGAAGGUAUUAACAGGCGAUUCACUCUCCCUAGCGAUAAGGAUUUGCAAAGAAGUCGGAAUCAGAACUACCCAUGUGAUUACAGGACCUGAUCUUGAGUUACUCAGCCAUGACUCCUUCCACGAGACUGUUAAAAGAGCAACAGUGCUGGCCAGGCUCACACCUACUCAGAAACUACGGGUAGUGCAAUCUCUGCAGACAGUUGGAGAACAUGUAGUUGGGUUCUUGGGAGACGGAGUAAAUGACUCUCUUGCAUUGGAUGGUGCCAAUGUUGGAAUAUCAGUAGAUUCAGGGGCUUCAAUUGCAAAAGAUCUUGCCGACAUUAUCUUACUGGAAAAAGACCUCAAUGUUCUUGUUGCCGGAGUUGAGCGGGGUAGACUUACUUAUGCAAACACAAUGAAGUACAUAAAGAUGUCAGUUAUAGCCAAUAUAGGAAGUAUUCUUUCUCUGCUCAUAGCUAUUAUAGUUCUUAGGUUCGAGCCCUUGACACCAAGACAGCUUCUUACACAGAACUUCUUGUACAAUGUCGGCCAGAUUGCAAUCCCCUGGGACAAGAUGGAAGAGGACUAUGUGAAAACACCGCAGAAAUGGUCACUCAAAGGCCUAGCAAUUUUCAUCUUGUGGAACAGUCCUGUGUGCUCUCUAUGCGACAUAUCAACCGUCUUAUUCAUUUGGCUUUAUUACAAGACUUAUUCUCCAUUGGACAUUAUAUUCUUCCGAUCUGCUUGGUUUGUUGAAGGGCUGCUCAUGCAAACCCUAAUCAUCCAUUUGAUCAGGACAGAGAAGAUCCCCUUCAUUCAAGAGGUAGCCUCAUGGCCUGUGAUUUGUUCCACACUUGUGAUCUCUGCCAUUGGAAUUUCAAUUCAAUACACACCAAUCGGAUCUGUGAUGGGAUUUACACGUUUGCCACUCUCGUAUUUUGGAUUUUUGGUUGUGCUUUUUAUAGGGUAUUUUACAGUAGGCCAGAUAGUCAAGAGAGUAUAUAUUCUGGUGUAUAAGACAUGGCUUUAGAUAAAAAAAAAUUAAAAUCAUAUGACAGAAUGCUGUCACAAAAAUUAUUAGAAAAUCAACACACAAAAAAAAAAAAAUUCCGUUUUUGUAUUAUUGAGUGUAA